CUCCAAAAGUGGAAAACGUGGUCAUAACAAAAACAUGCGCUAUGACUUCUGUAAUUGUAAUGAAGCAAGCCCACCUAAGCAGACCGUUCUUUUUCUUCCUCUUCUUCCCACUUUCUGAACUUGAGUUAUUGGUUUCCAUUAAUUAGCAUAAAAUUCUUGGGAUCAGCUGGCAUUACUGAAGAUGGACGGCAAAAAUAAGAAAAUGGUGUGGUUUCAUGUUCUUUUACUGAUCAUAACCAUCUCUUUACAACUGAAACUAUGCUCAUCAAAAGACACAAUCUCUCCAGGCGAAAUCCUGACAAAGAACCAGACCAUCGUUUCGGAACGUGGUGCAUUCGAGCUCGGUUAUUUCACCCCAGGAGCUUCAAACAAUUGGUAUUUUGGCAUAUGGUACAAGAAAAUCCCCAAAAAAACAUAUGUAUGGGUAGCAAACAGAGAGAACCCAUUACGAUCGGGAAGGACGGGGAGUUUAAGAAUGGGUGUAGAUGGUAACCUGGUUCUCUUGGAUGAACUAGGAAGGUCUCUGUGGUCUACUAACACAGCUGGGGCGAUGAACACUUCAGUUGCUGUAUUGUUAGACUCUGGAAAUUUGGUCCUUCGACAAAAUGGGAGCAAUAAUGGCUCAGAAAAUGUACUAUGGCAGAGCUUCGAUCACCCAACUGAUACAAUGCUUCCAGGGGCUAAGGUGGGACUUAACCGAAAAACCAGCUUAAAUCAAUUGCUCACUCCAUGGAAGAAUGCGGAGAAUCCAGCACCUGGGACUUUUGCUUUCGGGCUUGAUCCCAAUGGAUCAGAGCAAUUCUUUGUUUGGCAAAAUGGGGUUCCUUAUUGGAGAAGUGGGCCAUGGAAUGGAGAAGGUUUUAGUGGAGCUCCUGAAGUGAAGGAGAAUAAUAUGUACAAAUUCAGCUUUGUAGAUAAUGAUGAUGAAGUUUAUUUCACUUAUGAUCUUUCUGAUGAGUCUAUUGUUGCACGGUUUGUGAUUGAUACUACAGGACUGCUUAAGCAUUAUAGGUGGAUAGAGACAAAGCAAGAUUGGAAUCUUUCAUUUUCUUUGCCUAAAAACAAAUGUGAAGUGUACUGUAUAUGCGGGGUUUAUGGGACAUGCAGCGAAGAUGGGUCUCCUAUAUGUAGUUGUUUACAAGGUUUUGAGCCUAAGUUACCUGAACAAUGGGAAUUGGGGGACUGGUCAGGUGGUUGCAUGAGAAAAACAGAGCUGACCUGCGGGGAAAAUGAGGAGGGAGAAAAAGAUGGAUUUUUGAGAAUGAAAGGCAUGAAGUUGCCUGAUGUUUUCUUUUCGCAACCUUUGCUUAGUAAUCAGAGUACAGAGAAUUGUGAAGCAGCGUGCCUUAAUAAUUGCUUAUGCUCGGCCUAUGCAUUUUCAGACAGGAAGGGGUGUUGGAUUUGGGUUGGGGAGUUGUUGGAUCUCAGAAAUGUUUUCGAUGAUGGGCAGGACCUUUUCAUUCGUCUCGCUGCAUCUGAAUUCCAUGCCAUUGGCAACAGGACCAAGGGUAGAUUAUCACAUACUCUUUUGUCUAUCAUCGUGGUCAUGGCUGCACUUAUUUUAUUGACCUUCGCAUGUUUCGCAUGGAUGUGGAGGCGAGCGCAAAAAUCGGUUAAGAUGGAACCAAUUGAGGAGUUCUUGGCACUGGAUUUGGGUCAUUCUGGAUCAACUGCUACCUUACAGAAUGCAAAUGAACAUGGGGUAGAUGGAAAAGAAGGAGCAUGUCUUGAAUUGCCUUCAUUCAAUUUGGGCAGUCUUCUGAUUGCCACAAAAAACUUCUGUGAAACCUCUAAACUUGGGGAGGGAGGCUUUGGUCCUGUGUAUAAGGGUAGAUUGCCUGAUGGGCAAGAAAUUGCUGUGAAAAGGCUAGCAAGAAGUUCUGGACAAGGUUUGGAGGAGUUCAAAAAUGAAGUAAUUCUGAUUGCAAAACUUCAACACCGCAAUCUUGUUAGGCUUCUGGGUUGCUGCAUUCAGGGUGAUGAAAAGAUACUUGUUUACGAGUACAUGCCCAACAAAAGCCUUGAUUCCUUCCUCUUUGAUCCAACCAAGCGUACACAGUUAGAUUGGGGGAAACGCUUUGAUAUCAUCAUAGGAGUAGCAAGGGGACUGCUUUAUCUUCAUCAAGAUUCACGAUUGAGGAUUAUUCAUCGGGAUUUGAAAGCUAGCAACAUCCUAUUAGAUGGGGAGAUGAAUGCCAAGAUCUCCGACUUCGGAAUGGCAAGAAUUUUCAGCAUAAAUCAAGCCCAGGCAAACACAAACAGGGUGGUAGGGACAUAUGGGUACAUGGCUCCAGAGUAUGCCAUGCAUGGCUUAUUCUCCGUGAAGUCUGAUGUCUACAGCUUUGGGGUUUUGUUGCUGGAGAUUGUGAGCGGUAGAAAGAACAAUGUAUUUUAUGAUGCUGAGCACACUCUUAAUCUUCUAGGAUAUACAUGGCAAUUGUGGCAAGAAGGUAAGGUCUUGGAGCUCAUGGAUCCUUCUUUAAGUGAAUCAUGUCAAAGAAGUGAAGUAUUGAGAUGCAUGCAUGUGGCGCUACUAUGCGUUCAAGAAGAUGCAACAGCUAGACCCAACAUGUGUUCUGUUAGUUUCAUGUUGGUUAAUGAGACGGCAACUCUACCAGCACCAACGCAACCUGCAUUCCCUUACGGAAUGAGUACAACAAAGAGUGAGAAUUUGGGAUCUGAAUCUUUUUCACUGAAUAAUGUUACAAUGACCAUUUUUAUGGCAAGGUGAAUAUGAAGUUCUACACAUUCUUUUGAGAGGAGCAUGUCCCCAGCAGGAUAUAGAUCAGAGUGAACAAAAUGUAGUUAUCUUGUUCUUGUACAUGUUGAUUGGUUUUAUUUUUUCAGCAUUCAAACGUACUAAAUAUGUAUUGCAGGGAUGAACAUCACAAGGCAUCCUGGGAUAUGUUAAAAUGUGAUUGUUA
Molecule: messenger RNA, 2924 nt
Organism: Amborella trichopoda
Lineage: Eukaryota; Viridiplantae; Streptophyta; Magnoliopsida; Amborellales; Amborellaceae
Product: G-type lectin S-receptor-like Serine/Threonine-kinase
Biological process (GO): protein phosphorylation; recognition of pollen
Cellular component (GO): plasma membrane
Molecular function (GO): protein serine/threonine kinase activity; ATP binding
Source: RefSeq, a predicted model, not a curated record